Messenger RNA from Anisakis simplex (herring worm), 507 nucleotides. NCBI's taxonomy places the organism in Eukaryota, Metazoa, Nematoda, Chromadorea, Rhabditida, Anisakidae. The record is from the annotation of a GenBank genome assembly.
AUGAAGGUAGCACAAAUGAGCGAUGAAGAUCGCCGACGUGUUGAAGAAUUGCGUGAAUUGGUCAAACAGAAUUUAACUGAAUACUACGAUACGGAUUUCAAUCUGUUACGUUGGCUGCAAGGACAUCCUGAUUUGGAAUUGAAGGAUAUCGCUGAAAAACUGAAUCAACAUCUCAAAUUGAGAUCAACGGUAUGGAAAUUCGAUGAGAUGUGGCAAAAACCAAUGCAGCGCAACUGUCAAAAACGUAAUCCGAAACAUAUCCAACAAAUACCUUACGAAAACGCUGUGGUUGUCGUGGAUCAGGUUCGGAUGUUGAGUUCGUCGAAAUGGCGUCAAGAAAUAUUGAAAUAUGCGAGUGCUAAAGCAUUACCUAGGCAGUGGAAUAUUAAUGGCGAAGACGUAUUCAAAGCGGAUGUGAUCAUACCAACACCGUACGAUAAAACACUGUGGUACAUCAAUCGUAAUGAAAAGGUGAAGAGGCAUUUGAAAACAAAUCAUAAGAAAUAA